AAACCGCGUCUGUCCACAUUUAUUCAAGUAUUUGUGUUUAUGUCGCUCUGUAUUUGUUGCGCAGUAAAGCGACACCCACGGAAGUGACCAAGAUGGGAAGAGUUGACGGCGUAUUUUGGAAUGACGCAAUGUCCUCGCGCCCAUAGACAUAUAUGUACUAGCGCCUGGCAACACGCACCGAAUGAUUCAUUCUCAAGUUGAGAGAUGGCUUAGCUACUCUGCUAAUUGACUUUAAGAUAAACAUGACUCUAACUCGGAUUAACGUUAACUUAUCUAUUAUACGCUAAUAAUACUGUUGUUUAUAUCACCCAACCAUCCAACCAUGAAGCUGCUCAGCAAAGACAUUGAAAAAGAUAGUGCCGGCCAGGUGACUCUGAUGCCAGAGGAGGCAGAGGAUAUGUGGCACUCCUAUAACCUGCUGCAAGUGGGGGACAGCUUGAGAGCCGCCACGAUCAGGAAGGUGCAGACAGAGUCACCUACUGGAAGUGUAGGCAGCUCCAGAGUUCGCACUACUCUGACCAUAUGUGUGGAAACCAUCGACUUUGACUCCCAGGCCUGCCAGCUGAGAGUAAAGGGCACUAACCUGGAGGAGAACCAGUAUGUCAAGAUGGGGGCUUACCACACUAUUGAGCUGGAGCUCAACAGGAAGUUCACUCUUGCUAAGAAGAGCUGGGACAGUGUUGUGCUGGAUAGAAUCGAGCAGGCAUGUGAUGCGACCCAGAAGGCAGAUGUGGCAGCUGUCGUAAUGCAGGAGGGUCUGGCCAACGUGGUGCUGGUGACCCCUGCCAUGACUCUGCUCCGUGCAAAAGUGGAGGUCACCAUUCCCCGCAAGAGACGGGGGAGCUGCACUCAGCACGAGAAGGCCCUGGAGAGGUUCUACGAGGCUGUGAUGCAGGCGAUUCUUCGCCACAUCAAUUUUGACGUGGUGAAGUGCAUCCUAGUCGCCAGUCCAGGGUUUGUGAAGGAUCAGUUCAUCACUUACCUCUAUAAAGAGGCGGUGCGACAGGACAACAAGAUCCUGCUGGAGAAUCGACCCAAAUUCAUGCUGGUCCACUCAUCAUCUGGUCACAAGUACUCACUGAAAGAAAUCCUGUCUGACCCCGCUGUGACAAGCAGGCUUUCUGAUACCAAGGCAGCAGGAGAGGUGAAAGCCCUGGAAGACUUCUACAAGAUGCUCCAGCACGAGCCUGACAGAGCCUUCUAUGGACUGGCUCAUGUGGAGAAAGCCGCUGACGCCCUCGCCAUCGACACCUUGUUGAUAAGCGAUAAGCUGUUCAGACAUCAGGACGUCGCCACGAGGAGUCGAUACGUCCGCUUGGUGGACAACGUGAGAGACAACGGCGCUGGCAAUGUCAGAAUUUUCUCAAGCCUUCACGUCUCUGGUGAACAACUGACUCAGCUGAGCGGAGUGGCUGCCAUCUUGCGGUUUCCCAUCGCCGACCUAUCAGAGGCCGAGGACGACAGCAGCUCAGACGAGGACUGAUCCACAGAAACGGAGCAGAGAGCUCUUAUUGGGAGAAAACAAGAGGAGGGUCGUCCAGCGCUGCAGAUAACACAACAUGCAUUGACUGGGUGUGUUAUAAAACAAUAAAGCUGCUGUAUAUUCCACCUCUGCAACAUCCACACCUCUCUCCAGGCUUAUCGACACACCUGUUUUCUUCAAGACGCCAUAAUUUCAAUUAAUUGUAUGCAGCUUUUGGUUUGAGGGUGACGGUGUGUUAAAAAAUGCCAAUGAAAAAGAAAUGUAAGAUUUGUUGGCAAGUCCAAAUGGAAACAGGUAAAAUAUUGAGUGACAUUUAGCAAUACAAGUGAUUUUUCUUUCCACAUGUAUAUACAAUAUAUCUCUCUUGCAAUUAAAUGACAGAAGCAUUCAACCACUUGCGUUUUUCCCCAGUUUGUUACACUCUCCUUUCAAUGAAAUACACAAUGGAGAAAAGAUGUAAAAAUAUAUAAUUUAUUAAAUACAUUUUCCAUUUAAAAACUAUUUUGGUUAUGGGCAAUACAGCCCAAAACUACUGCAUUUAAACAAACUAAAAAUCAAGUAUGCUCAGGAUUUU
This is a messenger RNA of Centropristis striata (black sea bass), 2057 nucleotides long. It is a transcript of the gene pelo, whose product is annotated as pelota mRNA surveillance and ribosome rescue factor. The record is from RefSeq and is a predicted model, not a curated record. Gene Ontology annotation, cellular component: cytoplasm. Lineage: Eukaryota; Metazoa; Chordata; Actinopteri; Perciformes; Serranidae. The transcript is spliced from 13 exons. The coding region runs from base 323 to 1483 and encodes 386 amino acids. Gene Ontology annotation, biological process: nuclear-transcribed mRNA catabolic process, no-go decay; RNA surveillance; ribosome disassembly.